Molecule: messenger RNA, 768 nt
Organism: Penicillium canescens
Lineage: Eukaryota; Fungi; Ascomycota; Eurotiomycetes; Eurotiales; Aspergillaceae
Product: Rdx family protein
Exons: 3
Coding region: 98-541 (147 amino acids)
Source: RefSeq, a predicted model, not a curated record
CAGGCCCCCAACAUAUUACCUGCAGUUCUCGGCUCCAACCCCCACCCUAAGCCGAACAUCACAUCACCACCUCACCACAUCCCAUUUCUCAAACACAAUGGAGUCCAAGCCAAACGAAGACAAGAAAACCGCCCUGGAACACGUCCACCUCCCCCGCAUCUCCAUCAAAUUCUGCACCCAGUGCCGAUGGAUGCUCCGCGCCGCAUACUUCGCCCAAGAACUCCUCUCGACAUUCAGCACAGACCUAGGCGAGGUCGCUCUAGUCCCCAUGACCGGAGGCAUCUUCACCGUGACGAUAUGGCAUGGCACGGUAUCGGACGAUGGGCAUAUUACCACCCAGGAGAGUAUUCUAUGGGAUCGGAAGCGGGAUGGGGGAUUCCCCGAAGUCAAAGCACUCAAAUCCCUCGUGCGGAAUGUUAUUGCCCCCGAGCGGGAUUUGGGACAUACGGAUCGUGCAUUGAAGGCCCAGCAGAGUGGGCAGAAGGAGAAGAUAAAAGAGGAGGAGAGUAAGGAUGCUAAGGCUUGUGAGGAUUGUCAGUAGGUGAGAUUUGGGGUGUUUUUUACCCCCUGGUUUUGGUACUUGGUGUCUUGUGUAUGGUACAUAGAUUUUACUUUUUAGAUGCUACCGUUAUUGGGAGAUAUCCCAUAUAUGUUGAAUUGAUGAUGAAAGUGAGCUAAGGAUCUCGGGCAUACAGUAGAUAUUGGAUCCCCUUCUAGGUACCUGAUAUUGGUAUCUCUCACUUGCAAAGGUGUGGUUGGGACAUUCUG